Molecule: messenger RNA, 414 nt
Organism: Dentiscutata heterogama
Lineage: Eukaryota; Fungi; Glomeromycota; Glomeromycetes; Diversisporales; Gigasporaceae
Source: the annotation of a GenBank genome assembly
GAAUUUAAAUACGAUAAAUCCUCUUUACAUUCUUGUUUAUUAGUAAAUCGUCUUUGGUGUCAAAUUGCCGUUCGUUUUUUAUGGUGUCAUCCUUUUCGGCUUUUAUAUUCUUGCAAAAAUUCUCCUUGCAAGUGUUCAAAUGAAAAAAGACAAUCUCAAGCAAAAAAUUUGAUCGAAACUUAUAUGUCUGUUAUAAUUUAUUUAAGCAAGAAUACUUUGAUUAGAAAACAAGUCAUCACUCCGGCUCAAGUUACCGUACCAGUUUUUAAUUACUUGGAUUUCUUACAAAAUAUUGAUUUAUUGGAAUUAUCCGCUACUAUUCAUGAUGGUAUGAAUCCAAAACAAAACUCGGAAAUUUCAAAAAAGCCUCAAUUUCCUCCAAUUAGUCAAUGGUAUCCAUUUAUAAUUCCUUCU